AUGAAUACCAUUGCUCGCGACUCAGACGAUGACCCGGUCUUUACGUACAUCUCGCCCUGGAACGAGCUCAAUGCUGGGCUCUGGUCACUUUUCGCAGGUGCAACCGUCUUCCUGGGAUUGCGGCUCUGGUGUAAAAUAGACCGUCGACAUGGGCUAUGGUACGAUGACUAUAUCCUUAUUGUAUCAUGGACGAUCUUAUUGGCAAACAACAUCCUAAUCGUCUACGAAUUCGCAACAGGCUACAUCUUGGAAGACUCAACACAGUCAUGGGACGAUCGAAUGCACAUCUUGAUCAACGUUUCGUCCUGCGGAACAUUGAUAGGGCAAGCGCUUACAAAGACUGCAUUCGCCGUAACUCUGUUGCGUCUAAGUAACAGAUGGCAGCAGGGAGUACUGUGGUUUUGCAUAUCGACAAUGAACGUAUGGAUGGUUCUCAAAGUUAUCUUCCAGUGGGCCAAAGUUUGCGGCAAAUCUAAUUACCAGGACUGGUAUCGACUUAAUUUUUGCAUUGGACCGACGUUCCGAGCCGACUUCAAAGAAGGGGGCAAUGUUUACAAUGUCAUUAUGGAUUUCAUCUUCGCGUCCUUCCCGUGGCUAAUCACUCGGUCACUGGAGAUGCGAAAGGUAGAGAAGAUCGGCCUUUGUGUGACCUUGAGCCUGGGGAUGGUCGUUGCCAUAGUUUCGGCAGUAAGGAUUAGCUGGAAAGAUGAUGGAAAUGAGCGUGACCCUUACUAUAUAUGGCGGAAUGGAGUGUCUCAAGUCUGGUACUCAUCCGAGGUCACCGGAACCAUCAUGGUGCAAUGCAUCCCCAUCUUGCGGACAAUCAUAAAAGAGAUACACACUUCACUUGUAACGAAAAAGCUGGAGUCGACUUUGACAGGCGAUACGAGGAGCAUGUCUUUUGGGAGCAAACGGGCAUCGGCGGUCAGCAAACGUGAAACCACAAUUGGUAAGAGAAUAUCUGCUUCGACAUACAGCGACGGCUCCAAGAAAGGAGCCGAUAUAAUCGCCCUGAGGGAGAUCCCAGAGGAGCCAGACCAUUCCUGGCAGAGGUUGGGGUCAUUAUCUGCUGUGGACACCGAACGAGCAAUUCAGACUUUCCAUUUCUCCGACUCGUGGCCGCUGUCAAACGAACGUAGCCCAGCCUUACACAGCUCACACUCUGGAAAGAGUUUCGAUACGGACAACGAUAGGAGAUCGCACUCUUUUACCGCAACGAGCGAGGAGAAGGACUUGGAGGAUGGCUUGUCACCACCGCCGAAAAGGAAAACAAAUCAUUGGGCGGAACAGUCAUAA
Messenger RNA from Neoarthrinium moseri, 1296 nucleotides. RefSeq lists its product as uncharacterized. Bases 1 to 1296 code for a protein of 431 amino acids. NCBI's taxonomy places the organism in Eukaryota, Fungi, Ascomycota, Sordariomycetes, Amphisphaeriales, Apiosporaceae. The record is from RefSeq and is a predicted model, not a curated record. The transcript has 6 exons.